This is a messenger RNA of Setaria italica (foxtail millet), 1496 nucleotides long. RefSeq names its product protein LIKE COV 2. The record is from RefSeq and is a predicted model, not a curated record. Gene Ontology annotation, cellular component: Golgi apparatus. Bases 337 to 1131 code for a protein of 264 amino acids. The transcript is spliced from 8 exons. Lineage: Eukaryota; Viridiplantae; Streptophyta; Magnoliopsida; Poales; Poaceae.
CACGGCCUCUCUUCCGCGCAGGCACGUCAACGCCUCGGCCCCACGUGCCCCCGUCCCCAUAUCCCAGUGACGCGCGGGGCCGGCGCCGUCCCGGAUCGAACGGGCCCCACGCGAGGGCAGUCCGGUCACUUCAGCCGGCGUGUCCCUUUCGAACUCAACUCCGCCACCAACUGCUCCCGCAGGUACUCUCUGUCUCUGGUUUAGCUGCUGCUGUCGCUGGUGGUGGUAGCCAGCGGAGCCCAACCACCUUGCCCUCCCGACCUCGAGGCCCUCGGCUCCUCCUCCUCCCCGCCCCGCGAGGAAGCUCCGGCGAGCGGUAUCCGGCCCUCGAUCGCAAUGCCGGAGGACAAGGAGUACGCGCCCGUGCCGCUCGGCCAGGCGGCGGCGGAGGCGGCGGCGGCGCCUGACCCCGAGGACCCCGUCAAGUCGCCGCCCCGGCCCAGCUCGCCAGCCACGUCCACACGCAAGGCAUGCUUUGCUGUUCUUCAAAGCUGGGUGUCAAGAAAAUUUAUGACCGGCUGUGUAGUUCUUUUCCCAAUUGCCGUCACAUUCUUCAUCACUUGGUGGUUCAUUCAAUUUGUUGAUGGUUUUUUCAGCCCACUCUAUGCAAAGCUUGGGUUUGACAUAUUUGGCCUUGGGUUCUUGACCUCCCUGGUGUUUAUACUUCUUGUUGGAAUAUUUGUGUCUUCUUGGGUGGGUUCUACUGUCUUCUGGGUUGGAGAAUGGUUUAUAAAGAAAAUGCCAUUUGUAAGGCACAUAUACUCUGCAUCAAAGCAAGUUAGCACUGCUGUUUCGCCAGAUCAAAAUACAACAGCAUUUAAAGAAGUAGCUAUUAUUAGCCAUCCCCGUGUUGGUGAAUAUGCAUUUGGAUUCAUAACAUCAACCAUGGUUCUUCAGACAGACAAAGGUGAUGAAGAACUCUGUAGUGUUUAUGUGCCAACCAAUCAUUUAUACAUUGGUGACAUCUUUUUGGUAAACUCUGCCGAAAUUAUAAGGCCCAAUUUGUCCAUUCGGGAAGGCAUAGAAAUAAUUGUUUCUGGAGGAAUGACUAUGCCACAGGUGAUCACGUCACUUGAACCAACACCUCGCAAGAGCCAGAACAUCCGUUUAGACAGAGUGAUGACUGUAUGAGGCAUGAAACUAGGUUGAAUUUGGAGGGGUGAGUGCCAACACAUGAUCGUUAUGGAUUAGAAGCUGGGGCACGGAGCAUUCAGAACUCAAAAGCGUGGCGCUGGCAGAUACAUGGCAAACUUAAAUCUGAUCGUCCUGCACCGUCUUGUGUUGUGCAGUUGUUUGUCCGGUGACACGAAAAUUGCAGCUUCGGUUGCAAAGCACCAGAUGCUCGUUAAGUGAUGCUCCAGCAGCGUGGCCUUUGCCUGUAAUGAUGAACACCACUCUGAUUCAAGUUGUAUCAACAAGUGUUCACUUUUGUAUAUACAAGUUUGCUACAUUAAAAGCUGCUAAAAUAAAAAAGUACACCAACUCUUGCACCCGGA